UAAUCUGUUGAUCGACCGACACGAAGCCCGGCGCAGAAGCGGAAAACAACAUGGCGUAUGUACACAAAACGUAACAAGAUGUGGCAAUCCACAUCAAUUCUAAUAGUUUAAUUGAAUAUUUAGCUUUAUUUUUUAUUCGGGUGUCGAGAGAGUGCUCCAUAAAAUGUGAUCGUAGUAAAUAAAUGCCAAACGGCGAGGCGGACGGCGAUCCUUUCAUGUCCGCCGUCACGUAGCACGGAGGAGCGUCCUCCGGCAGCGGAGCGAUGGCCAGCUCCCUGGACGACCUGGAGGAGCUCGCGCUGUGCUCUUGCUGCAAGCGUGUCUUCGACGACUCCGAGCGGCCACCAAAGGUUCUGUCGUGUAAGCACUACUUUUGCCUAGCCUGCACCCGCGGCGUGUUGGACGCCGGCCGGGAGGUGCGGUGCGUACACUGUUGGAAGCGGACGGAGUUUCCUGACGGUCGUCCAGAGGCUCUGCCUACGCACGGCGCCGCCUUGGCCUUGGCCCGCCGGCUCAGCCCCGACCCACCCUGCGCUGUGCACGCGCUGCCCGCCCUGUGGUGCGCCGCCUGUGGCGUGCGCGCCUGCCGUCUAUGCGACCACGCGCAUCACGCGCAUGCUUUACGCCCGACACGCGAGGCUCGCGCGCUUCUGGCCCGCGAAUCUCGCCUCCUCCAAUCCGAUCUGCAUAGACUGGCUGUGCGACAACGGGACUCCUUGCUUCGCGCUCUGGACGCCGCGACGGCGAUGAAGACACGUCUCGAAGCGGAACUUGCGCUGCCUCUGUCCCCAGUGCCAGCCUCCGUCGACCGACUGGUCGAUGAGGGCUUCUCCUUGGCGACGGCCGUGUCAGAACGUGAACGUCUCCGAGCCCGCCACGCCGACGCAUUGUUGCAGUGCCGCCUCGAUGAUUUAAUUAGAAAUGCAAACGUUCCCCUCGAUUUCGAAUUGCUUCGACGCGCCCUGUCGGGCUUGGGCCCCGGCGAGUCGUCUCCUCCCAUUUCCGGCGAAGAAGGGCGCGAUCCCGUCCUCUUCUUGGCGAAUUACUGCAUGGCUCAAUUGUACACGAGGCACUGCCUGGUGCGCCGCGCUCAGCCGUCAGACGUCAUCGAUGGCGUGGGCGUGUUGGAAGCGGACGCAACCCCCGAGGCAGCCUCACCAGCGCCCACCACUGCCGCGCUGGACUCCCCGAUGCUUCGCAAUCCCUCCACGUAUCCUUUGUUUUAUUUCAACUUAGAAAUUAACGGAAACCCGUUCGGUCGUGUAGUGAUAGAAGUACGUGAUGAUGUCGCGCCUCGAAUGGCGCGCAAUUUUUCCGUUUUAGCGACAGGCGAACUGGGCGUCGGUUAUCGUGGUUGCACCGUAUUCCAGUGUUGGGAAAAUGAAAGCGUUAUCACGGGUGAUUUUGAGCUCAAUAACGGCCGCGGCGGACGUUCCGUGUUCGAGGAGAGCUAUUUUAUGCCAGACGAUACUAAGAUGGUGGCUGUUCGCGGUUCGGUUGGAAUGCGUCGAUCGCAGAAACGUCAUGAUAAUUUGGGGUUAGUUGGAUCGCAGUUUCGGAUUAUGCUGCGUGAGAUGCGUGGGUUUACUGCUAUUUUCGCUUUUGUCGUGGAGGGCCUGGAAUUAAUUGAUAGGCUGAGUAGGACCGGUGAUAGUGCUGGCAAACCUCAUAGCUCCAUUCUCAUAACCAAUUGUGGCAAACUUAACUGAAAACCAAUCUGUUCUCUCCCGAGCAUAUCAUGCCUAAUGAUACAAACUAAUAUUUUGUAUAACGCGUACCUAAUUUUCACCUCUAAUCGUCGGACCAAACUUGUCGUUUUGUCUACAAAUUUAUUAUUCGUACUAUAAGCUAUUUUUAUAAGUAGAAUUUUCAAGUAUUUACACGGUGUAAUCGAAGUUCGUCGGCUUGAGCUUCUGUAGUGUUAGUAGUUAUUCGUUCGCAUAAUAUCGGUGUUUAACAUAACUACUAUAGUAAUAGGUAGUGCGUCGCAUUAUUGGUCGUAUUGUCGUGAAGAUGCCAUUCGUAUGAGCAGCAACCGGAUAACAGGGAUAUCAUGCGUUAGCCGGCUCGCGACGCCGGUUAGCCACUCGUCUCGUAUCGUCCUAGGUAUUAAAAUGUGUAGAAUAGCGUACGGCAACGCUUUUCGUCUACUCGUCUGAUAGGCCUAUAUAGGUUCCUUACUUUCUAAGCGCGCCUGUCGCUAAAGUGGAUUAAUCGAUUCUAUUUUAUCGUGUCUCGCAGAUAUAGUUUUAAGGAAAACGAUUAUAUUUUGAUCAUACUGUGUGUUAAGAUAAAUGUUAAAUGUUAUAGAGAAUUUACUCUUAUUGUUAGCCAAACCUCGUAAGCUUUCGUAGCCACGGAGGCUCGUCGUAUACUAAAUCGGCCGUUAUAGUCGUCUAGAAUAGAUUUAUAUUUACAAACAAACGUUACCUCUCGGAGAAUAACUAUAUUGAUGUAUUUACGUGAUUGAUUGUGAAGAUUUACUUCAUUAAGCUAUGAUACCCGUAUGAUUAAGACUGUGAUGAUAAGCGUAGUGAUGCAGUUUGCUGUGGCACCGAGUGCCGCGAAAGGUCAGUGCCUGCUUAAUUAUAAUAUAUUUACUAUUUAUUGUAACGUCGUAUCUUCGUCUAAUUCGCGCGCUAGGCCCUCGGAGAAUGGGCUCUUUUAGUCGAUCGGUCAUUAGGACCGCAAGCUUUAUUGUACCGUCGAAAUAAUUGUCCACGAUUUUAGGGGGCCUAUUACAACCCCCUCCGAUUCAGACGUCUUUAAUGUUGAAAUUUGUAUAUUUUAUUGUAUUAAUAGUUUAAAUUACGAUAUAGUUUAUGCAAAUCUUAGUGAAAUGAUUUUAACGGUCACCACGACCAUGUUUAACAUUUAUAACAUUGUUAAAUGGAUGGAUGGAUUCGUGAUAAAUAAAUAUGUGGAGCAAUAAACUCACCGUUUUAUUU
Messenger RNA from Pieris rapae (cabbage white), 2948 nucleotides. RefSeq names its product peptidyl-prolyl cis-trans isomerase E. Bases 264 to 1709 code for a protein of 481 amino acids. The record is from RefSeq and is a predicted model, not a curated record. The transcript has a single exon. Lineage: Eukaryota; Metazoa; Arthropoda; Insecta; Lepidoptera; Pieridae. Gene Ontology annotation, biological process: protein peptidyl-prolyl isomerization. Gene Ontology annotation, molecular function: peptidyl-prolyl cis-trans isomerase activity.